AUGCCCUAUCUAUCCUCCGAAGCCCUGAAGGGCCUGAAGGCGUACCAAUACAAGGCGGGUGGCUACACGUGGCUGGACGACCUGCACACGCCGGCAUGGAACUAUGUAGUGAGCAAGUUGCCCAUGUGGCUGGCGCCGAAUAUGAUAACGCUGUCUGGCACAUUGGCGGUCGUCAUGGCGUACCUGUUGACGAUUUGGUACCUGCCAAAUUUCCAAGGCGAAGCACCUCGUUGGGUGUACGCAGCAAGUGCCUUUUCUGUUUUCUUUUAUGUCAACCUGGAUUGCAUCGACGGGAAGCAGGCCCGCCGAACCGGGAGCUCUUCACCUCUUGGGCAGCUGUUCGAUCAUGGCUGUGAUGCAUUGGUGGUGCACAUCCUCAUUGCAAACGUCAUCGCGAACUUCAGCCAUUCCUGUGGAUGGAAAGUGGUGGUUGGUGCCUUGUCGAUAAUGACACCUUGGGUUCUGGCCCAGUGGGAGGAGUACCAUACAGGCAUGAUGUUGUACAGUGUCUCCGGCUUAUGGGGUGUGCUGGAGGCCAACUAUGCAACUGCUGGGGUGCAUGUCGUCACUGCUGUCUGGGGGCCGGCUGUCUGGAGACUCAGGCCACUGGGACUGCCUUUCGAGCUGGCUGAUGGCGCGCUUGCUGGAAUGACGUUAGCGGGGGCCAUACAGACUGCUGGGCAGAUUUGGCGUGUGCUGAAGUAUGAUACAAGCAAAAUGUCAAAACAGGAGCGCGGGCACAAAGAGCUCGGAGGCGGCCUCGCAGCCUGGCAUCUGCUUUUCUUCCUCAUGUUGUUUUUGCCGGCAGCCAUGUGGCUCGGCGCUCCCACGACUGCCCCCGGACAGUGCCGCGCAAUUUUCAGCAGCUUUGGGCUCACUUUCGCCCUGGUUUCUACGCAGCUGAUUGUGGCCCACAUGGGCAAGGUGGCAUUCGAGCCGGCUUGGUGGUCAAUGUGCCUUGUGUUCGUGGGCGCUGCGAACGUGCACCUUCAGCUAUUUGAUGGACCCGCACUGUCUUUCAUCAUUGCUGCGACGAUACUGUGUGGGUACCUGCACUACGUCACAUCAGUUGUCAACGAAAUCUGUCAAUUUCUCAACAUUUGGUGUCUAUGGAUCAAGAAGUCGAGCUGA
Molecule: messenger RNA, 1131 nt
Organism: Ostreobium quekettii
Lineage: Eukaryota; Viridiplantae; Chlorophyta; Ulvophyceae; Bryopsidales; Ostreobiaceae
Source: the annotation of a GenBank genome assembly